AUGCGUGCUCGUUCACGUCGUUCCGCAACGCACGUUCACGUGGACGACGUGCCUACUGCGUCAUUUGAGCGCCGCUUCGCUACCGAUGCACUUUUUUCCCCCAAAAGCCCAAAGAUAGAUGUUCCGAUUUCAGUCCCUGGAUGAAGACUGUACGUUGGAGGAAGAAGACGAGGGACUGGUAGAAGAUGAAGAUGAAAUUGAUCAGUUCAAUGAUGACACCUUCGGUGCUGGGGCCAUCGAUGACGACUGGCAGGAAGAACACAAGCGCCUCGCUGGGCUUGAAGACAAGGACGGGCUUGGCGCGGAGCUGGCUUUGGGAGGAGGGGGAAUGGGAGGAGAAUCUGAUUUAGGCGCAGCUCAGACCUCAACCUCCACCCAUCUCCAUUCAGCAGGCCAUGCCCCCCUUUCUUCACUGAAGUUCUCCUUGUCUUCCUCUGAACUGCCUUCAGAUGUAGAUGAUCGAGGGGGAGGGGACUUGGCUGAGUCCCUCGCCAGACUCAUUCUGGAGGCUGACCCGGCCAUCGCAGGGGUCGGAGCAGCUGAGAGACCUGGUCCGUCCCCCAGCUCUUCACGUUCCAGCCUUUCUGCUCUACAAGGCUUGAAUCGCCCCGGAGUCCCGGCCCAGCCCUCCUCCAUCCCUCAUCCCAUUCAACCGCACCAGCAUCCCCAGCACCCCCAGCACGAGCUACCUCCUGGGCCCUCUGCUUCAGGCCUUCCUCCUGGCCCUCCGCUCUCGUCAAUGCUCAGCUACCAACAACAGCAGCAUUUACUGCGCAGAGGGACUGCUCCGAUGGCCCAGAUGAACUCUCACAGUAUCUGGGAGAACAGUAUGGGUUUUGGGCCUGUCAGUGUCACUCCUGGACUGGUUACACACAUGGAGGAUAGUCCUCUAAUGUCUAUAAUUAAAGAGGUGGGCCUUCCAAAAAGACCUCCUCAGUCUAGGAAUGAUGAAGUACGGGACUUGUCAGAGAGGGUACCACCCCCACGCUCUUCUUCUCCUGUGAUUGGGUCCCCGCCGGUGAGGGCAGUGCCUAUUGGAACCCCGCCCAAACAGCCAAUGAGCCAUGCUCUAAAUCAUCAGAUUCACCAUCCCACGGCGGUUCAUGUGAGAGCCCCGGUCCAGCACAGAUACCCUCCUCCUUUCCCUGAGCGUGUGUCACCCAACACCCUCCUCAAUAUAGCUAACUCUCCGCUGUGUCGUGGUCCGUUCCCGCCCGGAGUUGGUACAGUCCUGUCUCAGAUUCAACAUGCUCAGCUGCUCAACUCUCAGGUGGCUGGUUUUCCUCGCGGUGGACCUGGGCCUCCUUUGUUACCUGUUGGUAGUGGUUUCAGGCCAUUCUUCGGGGGGCCCCCUCCUCCACUUGGUCACAGAAUGGGCCCGCCCCCUCACGGCCACCUCAACCACACGCCACCCAUCCGGCAUAACACCACCCACCUUCACCCCCAGCACCGCCGGAUGCUCACACAGCGCAUGCAGAGCCGGGGAGGGGACCGCGGCAGGACUGGAGGGGACCGGCGAAGCAGGGACCCCUACAGUAACCUAAUGACUCAGAAAGAGAAGGAAUGGGUAACCAAGAUCCAGAUGAUGCAGCUGCAAAGUACUGACCCUUAUCUGGACGACUACUACUACCAGAAUUACUAUGAAAAGAUGGAGAAACGUCAAGACAGAGAGAGUGACAGCAGCAAGAAGGAAUACACGACCAAACUGAUAACUCCACAGGUCGCCAAGGUUGAACACACCUACAGACCAGUUCAGUUUGCAGGCUCUCUUGGGAAGCUGACCGUCUCCAGCGUCAACAACCCUCGCAAGAUGAUUGAUGCUGUGGUGACAACCCGCACAGAUGACGAGGAGAAAAGAGAGAAGCAGGUGUGGAACAAGAGGCGACAGAUCCUCUACACUGUGGAGAAGAUGUACAGUAUGCUGUUGGAGGUUCAAGACUUUGAAAAACGUUUUGUACAGGCGCCAGAGGAGGACAGGGAGGCUCUUCUGGAGCGGCAUAAAACCAACACCACACAGUUGUGCAACUCUCUGCGGGAGAAGGAGUGGGACAACAGAGUGAAUGAUGAGCAGUGUGUGAUGAUCAUGUCAGUGAGGAAGGGCAAGCGGCUCAUCUCCAGGCUCCUCCCCUUCCUGCCCUCACCGCAGGCCGCCGCCGUUGUCAUGGCGAUUUCCCGUAAUCUCCCUGCCCUGGCCAAGAAGGACAAGCAGGACCAGGUGCUGUGCUGGUUAGUUGAACCGGUUUCUGCAGUGAUCCAGUCAUUGUCAAGCUCCACCCUUACAGACUUGCUCCAGGAGCUUCAGGGCAGUGAGGGCCAGCUGGCUACAGUACUGCACAACAAGUUUGGUGUGACACUGCUCUAUCUGAUCCUGAGUGAAGGAGAGAGGAUGCAAAGCACUGAUCCGAACUGUCAACUCAUGGACGACAAUCGAUGGACUGAGUUGGUGUUUUCAGUGACGAGGGAGUUGCUCAGCGUCCCCAGCUCAUCGCUCUCCCCCCCCCUCUUCAUGCCUCCUAACCUGCUCUCUCUCUUCUCCCGCUACGUCGAUCGCCAGAGGCUGGAUCUGUUACAGGACAAGCUACAGUGAGUUCCAUGGACAAACACUAAAAGGAUCACUUCGUCCAGUUAGAAGUUACAACUGCUAUCAACACAACUCACUCCCUACCGGAUGCAGACCUUUCUUUUUGUGUGUUGUAUGUAUGUGUGUGUUUAUGUGCGUGUGUGUGCAUGUGCUUUGGAGGUGAAUCCCUCGUGGAUUGAAUUUUAAUACCGCAGAAUCUCUCGUCCCUUGUUUUUCUUUGUCUUUAGUCUCCGGACUGUCUGUGUGAGUGUCUGUCUGUCUGAGUGAAUGAGUGACUGCGCAUGAGGAACAGACUGGCGAUUAUAAUGAAAUCAUUUUUAAAUAUCUUGUUUACGAUUAUGCCUGUGAUGAAACUUCAAAUUAAA
Gasterosteus aculeatus aculeatus (three-spined stickleback) is the source of this 2946-nucleotide messenger RNA. It is a transcript of the gene patl1, whose product is annotated as PAT1 homolog 1, processing body mRNA decay factor. NCBI's taxonomy places the organism in Eukaryota, Metazoa, Chordata, Actinopteri, Perciformes, Gasterosteidae. Gene Ontology annotation, molecular function: RNA binding. The record is from RefSeq and is a predicted model, not a curated record. Gene Ontology annotation, biological process: deadenylation-dependent decapping of nuclear-transcribed mRNA; P-body assembly. Gene Ontology annotation, cellular component: P-body.